AUGUCCACGGGCGCUGACUGGAUCUCGCAGCAUGAUUUACUCCGGACAGACUACGCCAUGCUGGCGAUGACAUCGACGGUCUUCAUCGCACGGAUCGGUGUUCAGAUUUGGCGGCGCAAACCCAUUGAAGCACAGGACAUCCUGCUUUACAUUGCAUUCGCUGCCUAUCUUGCUUUUACCAUUCUUUACAUCGUCAUUACGCCCAUAUUCUUCAGACUCCAGGCUCUCCAAGCUGGUCGCAUUGCACCAUGGCCCACCAUGAUGGAAGACAUUAUUCUCGCCGCGAAAGUCAUGUGGCAGAGCGGAAUGGAAUAUUGGACGUGUCUUUGGUUUGUUAAGUUCUCACUAUUGGCACUAUACAAGAAGCUGUUGUCUGGAAUGCCCAAGAAGUACCUUUGGAUCUGGUGGUUCACCUUGAUCUUUUGCGUUGUGACAUGGGCAACGUGCAUCAUUACAGGCCCUGGUCUAGCCUGCAACGACACCAAGAGUUUCUUGGGCGAGGGCAUUCUAUGUUCAUCGCCUAGCGAAACACGCCGGCAAACUGCGAAUCUCUAUUAUGCAUACGCAGUGGAUACUGUAACCAACAUGAUGGUCAUGUUCCUACCCAUCAGGCUUAUCUGGAACCUGCAGAUGGAAAAGCCGAAGAAGAUCGGUUGCGGUCUCCUAUUCGCAUCCGGCCUUGUUUGUAUACUGUUCUCAACUAUCCGCAUUGUGCAGGUUGGCCAGAAUGGAAGGCCUCGCUCGCCAGAUCCAAAGUGGCUGACCAUGUGGACCAUCAUCGAAUGUUCGACAGCUAUCAUCAUCGGUUGCUGUCCAGGGCUCGCGUCUGCAGUACCAAAGAGCCGCUUCCGACGAACAGACAGUAUCUCCUACGACACACAGGGCUACGUUCGACAAUCGCCUAAUCGAUCCAGUGGAAACGCGCCGAAGAGUCAUGGCUUGAGGAAUAUGCUCGGUUCCAGAAAUCGCGACAAGAACAGCGAGAAGAUGUCAGGAGACAUUAGUAUGUCGAGGACUGGGCAUGAGAGUGAGGAACAGCUUCCAGAACGCAGAACAACAGGCUCCGGUGUUCUUAUCACAGAUGAACUACGCGAGCAACAGAGACUUCGGAUGGAGGAAGAUGAGCGCAUGGAAGAGGCACGCCUCAAGUUUGAGCAGUCGCAUGCGUGA
Molecule: messenger RNA, 1170 nt
Organism: Alternaria ethzedia
Lineage: Eukaryota; Fungi; Ascomycota; Dothideomycetes; Pleosporales; Pleosporaceae
Exons: 4
Coding region: 1-1170 (389 amino acids)
Source: RefSeq, a predicted model, not a curated record